Actinia tenebrosa (Australian red waratah sea anemone) is the source of this 840-nucleotide messenger RNA. RefSeq names its product paired box protein Pax-6-like. The record is from RefSeq and is a predicted model, not a curated record. Lineage: Eukaryota; Metazoa; Cnidaria; Anthozoa; Actiniaria; Actiniidae.
UAUUCUAAGUUUAUUGAAGUUUAUAGCCAUCCGCGAGGAAUUUCUUUGUGUUUCUUCCUUUUUUUGCUCGGAAAUAACCUUUGGAAGGAACAAAGACGUAUGCACAAAAAGAUGAACAACGACAUAGGUUCAAAGUCGCAGGGAGUGAAUGAAGGUUUGAAGGUAGAAGAUUCACAGGACGCGGAAAUAAAGGCAUCGAUAUGUCGUAAAGGAUAUCGCCGCAAAAGAACAGCCUUUACACAGGAGCAACUCACUCGACUUGAGGAAGAAUUCGCAGUCAAUAAGUAUCCAGGAAUUGAACUGCGCGAUAACUUGGCACAUGAGCUGAAUGUGAGCGAGGGACGAAUACAGGUUUGGUUUCAGAAUCGAAGGUCAAAAUGGCGCAGGCGCCAGAACAACGUAAAACCACAAAUCCCCAACCAAGUCUCCGCAGAACCCAAGAACACUUUCCUAGGCAACCCAACUUGGCCUUGCACUUCCUUAUAUGUAAAGGAACCCCUACCCAAACCUGUGCCAUCUCAUUGGUUACUACCAAAUGACGUCAUCACGUCAUGUGAGGAAACCACUUGUGCUUCUUCGGCUUCGGAUGUUCCUGCGGAUAUUCGAAGCCUGCUAAAAAUAAGACGCGAAGGUCAUUCACAACAAUUGGUCGCUUGCGUUUCUUCUAUCAUGUCAAAGGCAGAUGAGAUUUCGUUUGAUAAUAACGAAAGUACUGCGCAUGCUCACAAUUAUACUGAUUCGUCUCUAGUGUCCUACGGUCAAAUGUAUUUUGGUGCGCGAAGAUCCCUGGAUGAGAUUCUGGCAGCCAAAGGACUAUCAGUUUUGGAAAACUGCAUUUAG